CAUAUUGCGUUGUUAGAAUAUAUAUGAAACCCCCAUCUACUGGUUUUGAUCGGAUUUGUAUAGGAUGGGGAAGGAAUCAAGGAGCUUUGUUCUGACUGGAAGUUCAUUAUUCUGCCUACUUAUUUUUGCUUUCCUUUAUGCUGCAUUCUUCACAUGGAGUUUCAGUCCAUUAGAUUCAUGUAAUUCUUCUAAAUUGUAGUCAAAUUUUGAUCUUGAUUUUUCGUUUUCUCAUACUAGGUUUGGCUGAUUUGAGUUUGUUUGGAGAUGAAGGGAAGCACCAUUUAUGGAAUUGGGGUAGAAGCUCUAGUCAUGCUGCAGAGAAGAUUGAUAGAGACAUGGAAGAGAGAGAACCACUGAGGUCCAUUCUGAGAAGGCUAGUGAGAGGGGAAGAUCGAGUCAAGCUUGAAGCCACUGGAUUUUCUUGCUACUCAGAUCUUCAUUCAGAAGUCUGCGUCACCGAUAAACCAGUUAGGAUCAACAACCAUACAGUUUACGUAUUGUCUGAUCAAAGUUCAGAUGAAUUUAAACAGAGUGUUCAGCCAUAUGCAAGGAAAGAUGACGAAAUCGCCAUUGAAGGCUGUUAGCCCAGUGCAGAUACUUCACGGAAACAUUAACCCACCAGCUUGCCAUUUCACCCACGAUGUCCCGGCCAUGGUCUUCUCUUCCGGCGGGUUCACAGGAAACCUCUUUCAUGAAUUCAAUGAGGUGAUCAUCCCCUUAUUCAUCACAUCCCAACAUUUCUGGUACAAGAGGAUUCUGAAACAGUUGUCUGCAUACAACGCUAUAAACCCAGCAGAAGAUGGAAGCGUGCACUGCUUCCCCGGGGCUGUUAUCGGUCUCAAGUAUCACGACAAUCUGGCCCUCAAUACCAGUGACAUUCUUGGAGGCUACUCCAUGAGUGACUUCAAGCAUUUUCUCAGAAAAUCAUACAGCCUGAAGAUUACAACUGCGUCUGAGAUAGAACACCCUAAGCCUCACCGCCUUAUAAUAUCAAGCUUGGACAAGUUUGCCCAGGUUGUGAACUCGUGUAGUGUGAUGGUAGGAGCCCAUGGUGCCGGCCUAGCAAACUCAGUAUUGCUGCCUGCCGGAGCAGUGAUGGUGCAGGUGGUGCCACUGGGGCUGGACUGGGCAUCGGCAGCCUACUAUGGAGACCCAGCUAGAAAGAUGGGUGUGCAGUAUUUGGAGUACAAGAUUGAGGCAGAAGAGAGUUCCCUCUUUGAUUUAUAUGGUCGGGAUCAUCCGAUUAUUGCCGAUCCCCAAUCCAUACAUUUGAAAGGCUGUGAUGUUGCUAGAGCUGUGUAUCUGGACGGGGAGGAUAUGAAGAUCAACCUAGUGAGGUUCAGGGAGAUUCUGGUUCAAGCAAGAAAGCUUCUUGGAAACCCCACGUCAUUCAAAUGAAAAAAUUACACACUGCAAAGGCCUCAUUCAUUCAA
Vitis riparia (riverbank grape) is the source of this 1433-nucleotide messenger RNA. RefSeq names its product alpha-1,3-arabinosyltransferase XAT3-like. Gene Ontology annotation, molecular function: glycosyltransferase activity. Bases 517 to 1398 code for a protein of 293 amino acids. The transcript has 4 exons. Lineage: Eukaryota; Viridiplantae; Streptophyta; Magnoliopsida; Vitales; Vitaceae. The record is from RefSeq and is a predicted model, not a curated record.